AUGAUUAAUAUAUUUUGUCUAGAUCUCAAUCGUUACACUAAAUCAUAUGACAAUGGUCAAAAUAUUAUCUUUGAUACACCAAAUUUUGCAUUGAUUGAUUCUUUAUUUUCAUCAUCAUCAAUUAUUUCUAUCAAUCAGUCAAAAUCUUUCGUAUGUAAUCAUACAACAUGGUUAACACGGGACUUAUCAUCAAAUAACAAUUAUUUAAAUCAAUAUACAGAAAUUGCACGAUAUGAUUCGAUGGAAAACCGAUUUAUUCUUAACUCUUAUAAAAAUAAUUCCUAUACUAUUGAUUCAAAGAGUGGGGAAUUGACAUUAAUCAACACAAACGAUGAUAAUCUUCUUCAUACCGAGAUUAAUUUACAUAUAGAAUCAGGUUUGAGUCAACAUGAUGAUAUUAUUCAUGAUAUAUAUCGAUUGAUUCGAAUUUCUACUAGAACACUGAAUUGUACAACAAAUUUAACUGUCAACAUACAUGAAUCAAUUGAAAUAGCAUGCACCAUUGAAUAUGAAUUUUUAAAUUAUGAAGAUUUAGAUAAUUUUCACCCAAUGAUAAAUUUUACCUUUUUUAUCCGAGAAAAUAAUUCGACAUAUGAAAUUAUUGAUCAAAACUAUUUGAAUGAAAUACAAGAUUUCAAAAUAGAUGAUAAUUCGACGUUGAAUUGGAAACGUUCAAUUGCCUACACAAUAAAAUCAAUGAAUAAAGAAGGAAAUAAUCGAGAAUAUGGUUGCAUUGUUAUACCUGAUACGUCGAAGAAUGAAGAUCUAUUUCAAGAUAUGAAUCGAAUAUGUCGAAUUAAUGUUCAUGCUAAAAAUGGUAAUUCUUCAACAGUUAUAUUCUCAAGAUUAAAUCAAUGGGAUCUAAUAGAUAUAUUGAUAGUGGUUCUUAUCAUAUUUACUAGUCUAUUAUUUAUUAUAUCCAUCAUUUUAUGUUUAACAACGAAAAGAUCGAAUAAAAAGCGUAUUGUUCAAAUUAAACCAGAAAAUCAAACAAUAACAUUACCGUUGAAUACAAAACAAACAUUUUCCAAAGAGAGAUUGUUUUCAAAUAACAAUGAAAUCAAAUCUGAAACACCUUUACUUACGUCACAACAGUUCUCACAAAAUUCUAUAAAAACUCUCUCAUCUGAACAAAUUCAUCGACAUAAACCAGGUUGUCCAAAAUAUAUUCCAUCGACUGAACAUAAUCUAGUCGCAAGUAAUUUAUUUACACAUACGACUAUUGGUAAUAUUAAAAAAAUAAUUCUACCUGAUAUUCCUCAAAACAAUGAACUAUUCGAUGAUCAAACUUAUAUUCAUUUUUAUAUACCAUCAAAACAUGAGAAUAUAUCAUUGAAAAAACUUCAUUCAUCUUUCAUUGAAAAAGACGCAUCUUCUUCUGAUUAA
Messenger RNA from Rotaria socialis, 1386 nucleotides. The record is from the annotation of a GenBank genome assembly. NCBI's taxonomy places the organism in Eukaryota, Metazoa, Rotifera, Eurotatoria, Philodinida, Philodinidae.